AUGUUAAAAUACACUCAUAAUUAUCAAGUAGCUGCUCAAACACUCUCAAUUUAGAACACUCGCAUAACUGGAAAUUCUUUAUUAGCAAGAUCUUUUCUAGGACAAAGACGACAAUUUUUCAAUUUGCACAGGGAAUUCAUGGUAAAAAAUGGAAAUCUAUAGAAGGGAAAUAAUGGGAGACAAAUGCAGUAGUUUUACUUUUCAUAGACAAAUGCAUUCUCUACAUUUAGUAUUAUUUUAUCUACCUCAUAAUCGUUUUUGAAAAGAAUAAAGAGAAUGAUACUUAAGAGAAUAGUUGUCUUCCGUUUGUUAUUCUAUGGCUCUUUAAUUCUUACCCUAGGAACAUUUAUGCAGGCUAAUAAAGUAUCUGAGAGCUCUAAGUCAGUCACUCCUUCAUUUUUCCUAAUGCAUUCUACUCUACAAGGAUAGCGCUACAAGCUUUCAGGCGUAAUUAAAAGUGGUUCGAUAGAGAUAAAAAAAGGAACUCUAGAGAAUAAAUUUAUUGUGACUGAUUUUAAAAAUGAGAUAGCAGUGCUAUUCAAGGGCCCAUUACCUCCUACUUUCAGAGAGGGUGAUAUGGCUACAAUGGGUGGAUUUUUGGCUGAUCCUAAGAAUCCAACAGUAUUUGUGUGCACUAGCGUCUAAGCUAAUCAUGAAAUCUCCCCAGAUAGAUGGCUUGGAGAAACUGGAUUGGAUAAAGCUACUAGCAUGAAUAUGAUUGAAACUAGUGAAGACUUUGAAUUCACAAAGAUGAAAUGA
Molecule: messenger RNA, 759 nt
Organism: Stylonychia lemnae
Lineage: Eukaryota; Ciliophora; Spirotrichea; Sporadotrichida; Oxytrichidae
Source: the annotation of a GenBank genome assembly